CCGGUACCACAUUCCCAUGCCCAUUCCCACUUUUGUAUUCGACCCGCCCUGUCCCUGAGACACCCACUCGCUCCUCUUCUGACUGGCAGAUGCGACUGACUGAACUCCAAAGAGGCAAAACGCUAGCGCCCAUCCCCCAUUUCUCUACUCCUUCCAUCCCCUCGUUCUCCCCUUCGCCUUCAUGUUCCUUUCCCUCAGGGAAUCAAACCUCCUCACCUAACAAUCAACUCCGCUUCUUCUCGGCCAUACUGUGUAUCGCCAUUCCGCUCGCUCUAUCCGCCCCUUUAGGCUCGACUAGUACAAGCUACGUACUCCUGCCUCCCGUUUCAACCGUAUGCCCGCUUCUCUUUCUUCAACUCCCAACGACCCUUAACUUCUCGAACUCUGGCACGAAUUUGCUGCGUCGCCUGUUUCAUUGGACUCGUGUCCACCGACUUUCAUUCACAUUCUCCUUUUCGCAAAUCAAUACUCCCCGGGCUCUCCUUGAGUACUUGACCCGCUCCGCAACAAACUCCAAUGACGCUGCAGUGACCAGCCUCCCCUCGAAUCUACGACCACUGUACCAACUCACUCAACAAGCAUUGAUCGCCGCGACAUCCGGCGUCAUCUGGAAUUCACCGCCGGUCCCACCGUUUCCGCCGAACUAUCUCGGCCGUUGACAGGCUGUCCGCAUCCGGCGACUGCCAACGUUGUACUCUGGAGUACCGCUCUAAGACUCGUCGUCAUACUCUGUCUCUUUCCCAAUACUCCUCUUUCCCGGUCGGCUGAUCGCUUCAUCCGACCUCCUUUCUCUCCGUCAACCUUGACAGCCUAUUCGCCAGGAUGAGGUUGUUAUCACUUCUCACGUUUUUUGUCGCUUUUUUGGCGCCGCUGGCGUCCGCUGUCCAGCUCCUCGAAUCCAACGCAUUGAAUGUGUGCAUGGAAAGUAGUAAUUUCACUGCGACAUAUUUCAACGUCGUCUUCUAUCCUGGAAACAACUCGCUCACGAUCGGUUUCGAUGGUGUCUCCUAUAUCUCCGGCAAGGUCGUGGCCGACAUGACCCUGACGGCUUACGGCUACAAGGCUUAUUCGAGUACUAUUGACCCCUGCUCAAUUGAGGGCAUGGGUAUGUGCCCGAUGGCCCCGGGUCCAAUUGACUUGGGUCCUGUCUCGCUCUCCCUUCCCGAUGGCACGUCUGAUAAAGUUCCAGGCAUCGCUUACACCGUUCCCGAUCUCGAUGCGAACGUGCAGAUUGUGAUCAAGAAGAAGGACACCGGUGAGAAGAUUGCUUGUGUGGAAGCUUCGCUCUCCAAUGGCAAGAGUGUGUACCAGUUGGGUGUGGCUUGGGUGACUGCGAUCAUCUCUGGUUUGGGUCUGGCAGCAUCUGCCAUCACCUCCGGUCUCGGCCAUUCUAACACGGCCGCCCACGUUGCGGCGAACGCGCUCUCUCUUUUCGGCUUCAUGCAAGGCCAGGCCAUGAUUGGCAUGAUCUCAGUUCACAUGCCUCCAAUCGUCGAAUCGUGGACCCAAAACUUCCAGUGGAGUAUGGGUAUCAUUCACGUUUCUUUCUUGCAAACGAUUUGUACCUGGUAUCAGCGCGCAACGGGCGGUACUCCCUCGACUGUUCUUUCGCAGCUGGGUGACACCUCCGUGGAAGUUCUCAAGCGUCGCAAGCGUGAUUUGAUCGACCCUGCGAUUAACCUGAUGAGGCGAGCUUCAAGUCUCAUCUUCAAACGUGAUAGCUCGAGCCAAAAGCUCAUUGUGGUGCGGGGUAUCGAACGUGUCGGAUUCCGAGCCAACAUUGAAGAGACCAACAUCUUCUUGACGGGUCUCAUUUUCUUCGUCGUCUUCGUCUGCUUGGUGGUCAUCAUCGUUGCGUCUUUCAAGGGUAUCUGCGAGUUGCUCGUCAAGCAUGGCAAGAUGAAGAGUGACAAGUUCCAGGACUUCCGGAAUGGCUGGAAGGUUGUCACUCGUGGCAUUCUCUUCCGUCUCACAUUGAUCGGUUUCCCCCAAAUGACCGUCCUCUGCCUCUGGGAGUUCACUCAGCGUGACUCGGCCGCCGAGGUUGUCCUGGCCGUGGUUAUGCUUCUGUCCCUGCUUGUUGCCCUUGGAUGGGCCGCUCAAAAGGUUAUUCGCCUCGCCAAGCGCUCCGUCACCAUGCACAAAAACCCGGCCUACAUCUUGUACUCCGAUCCUGCGGCCCUGAACAAGUGGGGCUUCUUGUAUGUGCAGUACCGCGCCACGGCAUACUACUUUGUCGUCCCCUACUUGGCCUACAUCUUUGUCAAGGGUAUGUUCAUCGGUCUCAGCCAGCCUGCCCCGGUUGUUCAGACCGUCGCUUUGGUGAUCCUCGAGGCCGCCAUGCUGGUCGCUGUAUGUGUGAUGCGCCCAUGGAUGGACAAGAAGACCAACGUCUACAAUAUCUCGAUCGCCAGUGUCAACUUCCUCAAUUCCAUCUUCCUUCUGGUCUUCUCGGAUGUUUUCAACCCUCCUGGUAUGAUGAUCGGUGUAAUGGGUGUCGUCUUCUUCGUUUACAACGCCGUUUUCGCCCUGGUCCUGCUCGUUCUCGUCCUGAUCGCCUCGGUCUACGCCGUUGUGUCCAAGAACCCAGAUACCCGCUACCAGCCCAUGCGCGACGAUCGUGGCUCUUUCAUCAAGUCUCAGACCCAGCUGACCACUGAGCUGGACGCUCUCGGUGCUACCGCUCGUGGUGAUGUUAAGAAUGGCAACGGUUAUAACCAAAACCCAUUCGAUGACGAUACCGCCUCCAUCUCUAGCGGAACCGGUGUCACCGGUCACCACAACAACAACCUCAAUGCUGCCAACAGCGCGCAAAACCUAAAUCGUCACCAGGCUCCUCCCUCUCCUGUCGAUCCGUCAGUGCCGCUGUUCCCCAGCAAUGCCUCGACCCACUCGGCCAGCCGGGGGCCACCCCCUGGCUACGAUCAGUACGGCCGAUCCGCGUCGCCCGCGCCGCGGAACUACGACAACGCCCCCGUGGGUGCGUCUGCGCUAGCAACAAACUACAGAGCCCAAAACAACGCCAGUCCCUGGCAAAGGGGUGCUGGUUACGACCAUUAGACUGGGUGACUUGCCUGCAUUGGUUCCUUGAUUUUAUUUUCCACCUGAGAUGAAGAUAUGUGAUUUUUUAGCGUGGGACAGCGAUGGUCUAUGAUCCUUUACCAUCCGCCAUCCUUUUGGGUCCGGUAUCUAUUUGAAUUUUGAAUCUCUGUCUAACUGCGCUUUAUAUCGUCGCCCAUCCGUGGCCCGCCCCCUGUUUUCGACUACACCAUUUCUCCUUGUUUCUCUCUUCUGUUCUCCGGUCCAUUGUCUACCGGCAGUGUGAUUGUCUUUUUUUUACCUACUCUACCCUUAUCCCUUCCCUGCAACUUUUUUGUCUCCUCUGUCUCAAAACUACUCGAUUCCUUCAUCCUCCUCUUGACACGGGGCGUAACCUCGCGAGAUCUACGCGUACCCAACCUUUGUUUUUCUCCUUUCGUCUUUGCUCAACCUGGCGUUCUGAUGCAUCUUGGUUAUGGAGAUCUGGCCUUGGGUUUCUCGUGGGCUUCGGGACAUAUAUUACUUUCCUCGUUUUUCCUUUCGUCCCGUUUUUCUGAUUCUCGAAAUAUCUGGAUUUAUCGCGUGACAUGUACGCUACGUACUCGGGGAAAACAAAGUAGUCCUAGUGUCUAAAAGACGAGACGUAUCUGUCUCGCAUCUCGCGCAAUCUAAAGUUUUCCUCACGUUUU
Penicillium brasilianum is the source of this 3728-nucleotide messenger RNA. Lineage: Eukaryota; Fungi; Ascomycota; Eurotiomycetes; Eurotiales; Aspergillaceae. The record is from the annotation of a GenBank genome assembly.